AUGUCGAUAACAAACAAAGUAGCAGACAAGGAAAUGUUAAAGGUUAAUAAUAAUACGAGUAACCUCUCAAACACGACUAUUGAAUCGAAAUUCGACGAGAUAAAAAUCGGAAUCGUUAAUAAAAUCGAUAAAGAACUAAUCGAUUCUCAAAACGCUAGAUUGUUUAUCAUUCAAAAGUACGAUGAGCUUUGUAACAAGAUUAAUUUUUUGACCGAACUCGACUCAACGUUCAACGGAUUCAGGAGAGACGUGAAAUCCAUCGAGCAACAAGUUUGCGAGCUCUCUCAGCGCGUCGACAGCAUAGAGAAGAGGAUUAUCUGUAAAGAGUGCCCAUCUUUGACGUCAGCUGCUUUUUAA
Molecule: messenger RNA, 357 nt
Organism: Bombyx mandarina (wild silkworm)
Lineage: Eukaryota; Metazoa; Arthropoda; Insecta; Lepidoptera; Bombycidae
Source: RefSeq, a predicted model, not a curated record